Cetraspora pellucida is the source of this 135-nucleotide messenger RNA. NCBI's taxonomy places the organism in Eukaryota, Fungi, Glomeromycota, Glomeromycetes, Diversisporales, Gigasporaceae. The record is from the annotation of a GenBank genome assembly.
AUGAACAUUGAAUCUUUGUCCUAUCUAGUUCAAUCCAUUGCUGGAUCCUUGUCCAGUUUAGUUCAACGAAUUGAAAUUGACAUGUCACUUACUGAAACUGUGUUAAGAAAAUUACAAAUGUCUCUUGCAAAAUAA